AUGGCUCCUUCCGUGCGUGGAACUUCGAAUCGGAUCAGCAAACGCCAAACGCCCGUCGACACCCGCGCAAAGGUCUCUAAAGCCUCGAAAUCUGCCAAACUCUCCGUCGCCCUCAGGUCGAAAUUGGAAGAGGUCGCUCCCAAACCUGUGGCCCAAACCAAGAAGACUCUCAAGCAUGUCCCCAAGCGCAAACGUGAUGCAGUGCAGGAUGACAGUGAGAGCGAGGCGGGCAGUGUGUAUAUCACCCAGAUCAACAGCAAAAAGCCCAAGUUGCAACUACCAACGCCUCCCUCCAGCAAGUCCAAAGGCGAAAAAGAGGUCGUCGAUAUGGACUUCUCCCCAACCCUCACCUUUCGGCAACUUUCUCUCGACACGGAUAAUGCCGAGCCAGUUCCGCAGGCUCUUCCUCCAGUUUUGCAGGACUUUGUGUCAUUGCACGCAGCCUUCCUCAAGGCAUUUGCUCUCCACCUUGUACACAAUGGCCAAUCCACACCAGCCGAUUUGGGAAGUCUGAUGAGCUCUGUCACCAGGCUUUGGAAGAAACACACCGUGACAAGGGAGGAUAUUCAACGGAUGCUGGCCAUCUACGAGUUGGAUGUCUCAACACAUUUCAGCGGUCGCCUCCUCAAGCACCAGGAGGGCCCCUUCAGACUCACCAUGACGGGCGCCGAUUUUGUCCGCUACAACAUCGAGUAUGUCGGUGCAGGCAGCAAGAGAUCUUUUCUUCCCCGGUGGGAUGAGUGUAAUCUGCAAAAGCUGUAUGAAGCCGAAAUCGAGGCCUGCUGGAUCUCUCAGCGGAAUAAUUCUUCCUGUUGGGUCCAUGGGCCAAUUCAGAACUUUCCUCGUCUAAAUUUCGACGUCGGCGUCGAGACCCAAGUGCGCAAAGCCAAAGCCGAGACAGCCCGGAGGGAGAUAUUGGGGUUGGCAUCCGAAGCACAAACCCGUGCAGGAGCGCAGUUCUCGCUGUACACGAGCAACGCCUUUGAGAAGAAUGAGGUCAACAAUCCGCAGAUUGUGAAAGAUCGCACACUGUCCCUUCUAGACCGUGUCAGAGCCAAAGCGCUUGUCAAUUCUGCCGUGACACCUCAGAGCGCAGAAGCCACACUUCGUCGAUACGCUAUCGGCCGCAUUGCAGAAGUGGUCGAGAUCCUCCGAAUGAAACAACAACGCAAAUUGAGCGCGAAUUUCGUGUCAUGUGUUCACUCGAGCCCAAGCAAGGUUAGAGGCAAGGUGUCGUUUAGCAUGAAGCAGUUGAUCAACGAUAUCAAAGGCAGUCUGACCGUCCCGAUUGGGGAUGCUGAACUCAGGAUGUGUAUUCAUAUACUGCAAGAUGAAAUCCCAGGAAUGUGGGUGUCCAUUUAUACUGUCGGGAGCGUUGAAAGCGUUAUUCUCAAUGGGCCAGGACUGAGCGGUGUUGAGGUGAAGAGGAUCCUUGACGAGAAAGAGGCGAUGUGUUGA
Fonsecaea nubica is the source of this 1458-nucleotide messenger RNA. RefSeq lists its product as hypothetical. The record is from RefSeq and is a predicted model, not a curated record. The coding region runs from base 1 to 1458 and encodes 485 amino acids. The transcript is spliced from 2 exons. Lineage: Eukaryota; Fungi; Ascomycota; Eurotiomycetes; Chaetothyriales; Herpotrichiellaceae.